CAUGGCUUCCAAAACCUUCCCCAUUCCCUAUAUAAACACCAUGCAAAUAACAAAACCAUCAAAACACCAAAAAAUUAAUUAACACCAUGCUUACUAUCCUCUUCCUCUUCCUCCUCUUCUCCUCCACCCCAUUCUCUGCCAAUGCUGCCGUCCAAGACUUCUGUGUAGCAGACCCUACACUCCCGGAGGGUCCAGCUGGCUACUCCUGCAAGAAGCCAGCUUCCGUCACUGUCAACGACUUCACCUUCAGUGGUUUUGAGAAAGCCGGUAACACAAGCAACAUCAUCAAGGCUGCCGUGACCCCAGCCUUCGCCGCACAAUUCCCUGGUGUAAACGGGCUCGGCAUCUCCACCGCCCGGUUAGACCUAGCACCAGGUGGUGUUGUCCCUCUCCACACUCACCCUGGUGGCACUGAACUCCUUGUGGUCACUGAAGGGUGUAUUCAGGCUGGCUUCAUAUCAUCAGCAAACACAGUGUACUAUGAGAUACUUGCAGAAGGUGAUGUCAUGGUGUUCCCUCAAGGGUUGCUUCACUUUCAGAUCAAUGUAGGGGAUGGCAAUGCAGUGGCCAUUGUGAGCUUCAAUAGUCCAAGCCCUGGUCUCCAGAUAACUUCCAUUGCAUUGUUUGGUAGUAAGAACUUCCCUUCAUCUAUAAUUGAGAAGGUCACCUUCUUAGAUGAUGCUCAGGUGAAGAAGCUCAAGGGUGUUCUUGGAGGCACUGGCUAAUUAUUUAACUCAUCUAAGAGCUUUAUAAUUGUUUCAAGUUCACUGUGUACGUUUUUUCUUUGUUUCUUGUUUCUUGUUUCUUGUUUCUCUCAUCUGUUUGUUAAUCCUCUAUGUCUUUCCUUGGUGUUGGUCAGCUUGUUCUAAGUUAAUUAUAUUACUCAAGCUUGUUGCGGUCCUUUGUUCUCAAUUAGAGUUCAUUUGCUUCUAAUAAUAUUGUAAUGAGGAUUGAUGUGAUGGCCA
Molecule: messenger RNA, 965 nt
Organism: Dioscorea cayenensis subsp. rotundata (Guinea yam)
Lineage: Eukaryota; Viridiplantae; Streptophyta; Magnoliopsida; Dioscoreales; Dioscoreaceae
Product: auxin-binding protein ABP20-like
Exons: 1
Coding region: 87-725 (212 amino acids)
Cellular component (GO): cell wall
Molecular function (GO): manganese ion binding
Source: RefSeq, a predicted model, not a curated record